Messenger RNA from Cucurbita pepo subsp. pepo (vegetable marrow), 1314 nucleotides. RefSeq lists its product as uncharacterized. Lineage: Eukaryota; Viridiplantae; Streptophyta; Magnoliopsida; Cucurbitales; Cucurbitaceae. The record is from RefSeq and is a predicted model, not a curated record.
UUCUCUUACCGUCCGCGGCAUUAUUCAGUUUCAAACUAGCUUCUUUCCCCGCCCAAUCUUCCCCGCAUCUUAACACUGCCCCUCCGCCGGAGCUGAAAAGGAGGAGAGAGAGAUUUCGCAGCAGUUCACCGGCGAAGUUUAAUCCAUUCAUUCCUGUCUCCGGUAGUUAGAUUUCCUGAAGUCUUGGAAACCAAUUGUUAGAAAUUCAGUGACAAAUUGCGGAUUCGUUUGAGAAUGCUGCAACGUGAGUAGUCCAGUAAAGCCUAGAAAGACUGGUUGCUGAAAUGGCAAGGCGAAAGGCGAAGAAGUCAGUUAAGAAGUCCAGCCCUUCACCUGUUCGAGAAGCAAAGGAUGGAUCAGCGAAUGAGCUAAAAAGUGAGGAUCAAGCAUCAUUGGUGUCCGACGAGGAUGUUGAACGGCAUGCUACUGCAAUCCGUGCGAUUCGGGAUGUGGAAAUCGAGCGUUUGAUUACUGAAUUGCGGUUGCUGCGUUCGUAUUUCAACAAAGAGCAAUUGCAAACUCCUCUAUUGCAAUUUUUCGAAGAAAAACUUCCAAGCUUGUCCAUUUCAAGACGAGGCGAACAAGGAGAAAUUGAAGUGCAAUGGAAGAAUACAGAGGAUGAAUUACACACUAAUCCAGCUGAUGGAAUAGAUAUACAUGCUUCUCUCCUGCAUCGCCUGUCCACAGCUUACCCUAACUGUUCUGCCGGAAUGCGAUCUUUUAAUGGAUUUGAAUUUUCCAGUAAAUCAGUGAAAACAAAUCCUUUCAAUGUUGAGAACCUGCAAAUUCCAAACUUCGCUUUGGAGGAACCCUCAGAUAACAUGGUGCUUGGCAUGCCAGACCUUCUCCAAACUCCUGGGGUAAGUAACCAAAGAUUGUCUAUUGGAAUGACGCCAAAAACCCGAAGGCUGCCAAAGCCGGGGGAGGUGCUUGUAUCUAUCCAUGGAUCCCCGCUUGGCGUUUACAGGGAAGAAAACAUGGAAGCAAUCCAUGAAUCAGAAGAGGGUUGAUUUGCUGAUUCAAGGCCACUUGACUGCUUGUCAAUUAAAAAACUUCAAAUGCAAUCGUCCUGAGCAUCGUUCCACCGGUCGUUCUAUCAACCUACUUGCCAUGUAUCUACCCUUUUGAUUACUGCUUAUUAAAAGCUACUCCUUGUGUAUAACUAAAAAUUUGAGUGCUUUUACUCGAGGGAACGAGCAUGAACAAACGCACAAUAUCUCCACUAGAUUUUUGUGUGUGAAUAUUUGUUGUGAACCUUGAUGUUGAUAUUGAUCAAAGGUGAAUCAAAGGCUAAAUCAGCUUUUACUCCAUUAA